This is a messenger RNA of Magnusiomyces paraingens, 1056 nucleotides long. RefSeq names its product 60S ribosomal protein uL4. The transcript has a single exon. The record is from RefSeq and is a predicted model, not a curated record. Gene Ontology annotation, biological process: translation. Gene Ontology annotation, molecular function: RNA binding; structural constituent of ribosome. Gene Ontology annotation, cellular component: ribosome; cytosolic large ribosomal subunit. Bases 1 to 1056 code for a protein of 351 amino acids. NCBI's taxonomy places the organism in Eukaryota, Fungi, Ascomycota, Dipodascomycetes, Dipodascales, Dipodascaceae.
AUGUCCGCUCGCCCUCAAAUCACUGUCUACUCCCUUUCUGGUGAGACUUCGUCUUCCAACGUCGUUGUUCCUGCCAUUUUCAAGGCUCCCAUCAGAACCGACAUUGUUCACUCUGUCUGGACUGGUGUUGCUAAGAACAAGCGUCAGGCUUACGCUGUUGCCAGCAAUGCCGGUGAGCAAACCUCUGCUGAAUCUUGGGGUACCGGUCGUGCUGUUGCUAGAAUUCCCCGUGUUGGUGGCGGCGGUACUCACCGUUCUGGUCAGGCUGCUUUUGGCAACAUGUGCCGUGGUGGUAGACUUUUCGCUCCUACCAAGGUCUGGAGAAAGUGGCACGUCAAGGUCAACCACAACCAAAAGAGAUACGCUACUGCUUCUGCUAUUGCUGCUACCGCUGUCGCUCCUCUUGUCCUUGCCCGUGGUCACCGUGCCGAGAAGAUCCCUGAGGUUCCUCUUGUAGUUUCCAGCGAGUUGGAGACUAUUUCCAAGACUAAGGAUGCCGUUGCCGCUCUUAAGGCUGUUGGUGCCGGUGCUGAUGUUGCCCGUGUUAUUAAGUCUAAGACUCUCCGUGCUGGUCAGGGUAAGCUCAGAGGUCGUCGCUUCACUCAGAGAAAGGGCCCUCUUGUUGUCUACGCUGAGGACAAGGGUCUCGUUAAGGCUUUCAAGAACAUUCCUGGUGUUGAAACUGCUAACGUGAAGUCUCUUUCUCUUCUCCAGCUUGCUCCUGGUUCCCACCUUGGAAGAUUUGUCAUUUGGACUGAGUCUGCCAUUGCUCUCCUUGAUGACAUUUGGGCUUCCAAGUCUGGAUUCUCUCUUCCCCAGGAUCUUAUUUCUAACAGCGAUCUCAAGUCUAUCCUCGAUUCUUCCGAGAUUCAGGCUGCUCUCAGACCUGCUAACAAGAACAGACAGGAGAAGGCUCCUCAAAAGAAGAACCCUCUUAAGAACAAGGAGGCUCUUUUGAAGCUCAACCCUUAUGCCGGUGUUAAGAAGACUUCUAAGGUUGAGAAGAAGGAUGUUGCCACAAACAAGGUCCUUGUUGACAUCUUGAACCAGGAGUAG